Molecule: messenger RNA, 1131 nt
Organism: Homalodisca vitripennis (glassy-winged sharpshooter)
Lineage: Eukaryota; Metazoa; Arthropoda; Insecta; Hemiptera; Cicadellidae
Product: matrilysin-like
Exons: 2
Coding region: 1-1131 (376 amino acids)
Biological process (GO): collagen catabolic process; proteolysis; extracellular matrix organization
Cellular component (GO): extracellular matrix
Molecular function (GO): zinc ion binding; metalloendopeptidase activity
Source: RefSeq, a predicted model, not a curated record
AUGGCCGAGUCUAGACCAUUCCAACCACGCUCCCUGUUUGACCUCGCUAAAAAAACCGUGGUCAAGCAGUUCCGUAAUGACUUCCGUGCCCUUAUGAAUUUAGAGGUACCACGAACGGUCAUGGACGCUCUCAUGGAGGAGCACGGUAAAUAUGACUGCCUCAGUGCUGAGUGUGUACUGUACACACCGCUUGGAGGUUCACACUCUUACUGCGACCUAACGUGUGCCAUCACAGGUCUGGCUAUAGAACCUUACUUCCGGAUGUAUUUUGAAAGUCUACGCCCCAACGCCUCCAUUAUCCAUUUGAUAAGAUACCGUAUGACCCCCAACAGUUACCUUCUCGGUACGGAAAGAAACCUUGCGCUAGAGCCGGAAGUUUUGAUCCAUACGGAACAUAAAUACGGCUAUCUCGACAGCAACGAAACAUCGCUGACUAACAAUAUUAAGGACGCCAUUACGAGGUUUCAGGAGACGUUCGGACUACAGGUGACCGGAUAUGAAAACGAGGAGACGCUAAAGCUGAUGGACACACCCAGAUGCGGUAACUCGGACGAAGGCAUAGCCCCGUUUUCCGUGAACCCAUUAGUUAAAUGGAACUCAACUCGGGUCACGUGGAACAUGAUUGGCUCUGGCAUCCAGUAUGCCAACAUCGUUGAGAGAGCGUUUUCCUUGUACUCCAAGCACUCUGCUCUCGAAUUCCGUAGAAGUUACAGUAAUCCCACUAUAAUGGUAGUGAUUUCCCCUAAGAAACACGUGGCGUACUACCUUAAAAGCACUUGCAGUUACGAUUUUGACGGUCCAGGCGGUGUUCUCGGCCACGCCUUUCUCCCUCGACCGUGGCUGAACCAAUCGGAUAUACACCUUGAUUUCGAAGAGGACUGGGACUUUACAAUGAAUAUACCCGCACCGGAGAAGACUUCGUUCUUUACAGUGAUGGUCCACGAAAUAGGCCAUGCUCUCGGUCUUCAGCAUUCGUCUGUGUUACGAUCCGUAAUGUUUCCGUCCUAUUACCAGCCAUCGGGUAUCAACAACUUGUACGAAUUUGAUUUGGACAGAGACGAUCAGCUUGCAAUUCAGGUUUUGUACGGACCGCCUGUCCCCUCCUCCUCCUCCUCCACGUCCACAACAUAA